UUAGAUUUUACUGAACAGUUAGAAGAAAGCCAGACAGAGAGUCCUAGUCCUUCAAAUAGUCUAAUAACUCAGGGUGCAGCUUGUAAUGUAGUUUUUCUAGGCAGUGCAGAUACAGAGUCACUAACAGGACCUCAAGCUGUCCGUAAAGCAUUAUCUCAUUUGUUUUCGAAACGAACACUGCCAGUUUUAACCCUAGUUCAUUUCAAAGUGUCUUCCCAUGGUAUUACAUUAACAGAUAUAAAGCACAAAUUAUUUUUUCGUCGUCAUUACUCAGUAACCACUGUUAGUUACUGUGGAUUAGAUCCUGAUGGACGUCGCUGGAAUCAAGGUGAUAAAGAAAUAAGCAUUCCCCUAGAAUCAGGGCGUUGUUUUGGUUUUGUUGCUCGUAGCCCAGUCAAACAAACAGAAAAUCAGUGUCAUUUGUUUGCAGAAUGGGAAUUAGAUCAACCAGCAUCUGCCAUUGUAAGUUUUGUAAAUAAAGUUAUUGUAAGAAAAUUCUUGCACGGGAAUGCAAAUGCAGUAUGAAAACUUGGCUUUUUCAUAUUGCAUUUUAUCAAACUCCGAACGAAAUAAAACUCUUCCACAAAUCCAUUUGAACUACUAAAAAAUUCCUUGUUAAUUGAAUUUAAAUAGCAACGACUGUUAUAUAAAAAUAAAGAAAGGAAUUUCUUAUCAAUGAAGAAAUUUCUAAUGCAUAUCAAUAUUUUAUUUUAUUUGGAAAUUAUUAAAUUCAUGCUCUGUAUUUUAUUGUAUAAUAUAGUAUUGGCCAUACAUAAUGUCCAAAUUGUUUUAACUCAUGUAUAUUGUGUAUUAAUUCAUUGAUGUACACUUGUUAUUGUUUGAACAUAUUGCAGUCAUCUACAGUUAGAGAAAGAAUUAUUGUAAUAUUUUUACUGAAAAAUGUUGUUUUAUUGUUAUUUCUCUUUAAAGUGUAAAAAAAAGAAAAGAAUAAUUAUUUAUAGAAUUUAGAGAUUUACUUGCAAUAUAUCCCAAAUGCUCAUGUUAUUUGAGUGCCUUUGAUUCUGUAUAAAAGUAAUUUAUAGUAGGUUUCUGGAUUAUUCUACUUUUAAUUUUAUACAAAUUUUUAUCUAUUUAAAGAAAGAAAAUAGUUAAAAAAUUCUACUCUAUUGAAAAAUGAUAAGUGCUUAGUAAUGUCAGUUCUAAUUUAAAAAAACAAUUUUAUCUGAUUAUUUUAUACAAUAAUAGUCCAUUUUAAAAUAAAUUUUAUAUCAAAGGACAAUAAAAGUUUAAUUUCUUGUUGUUUUUUUAAAUUUUUGAAUAAUUAAAAAUGAAAUCAAACAGCUUAAAAAUAAUUAUAUGUAAUCAAGUUGUUUUAACCUAUCUAUCUAUAUAUAGUGUAAAUCAAUUCUCUUUAUCAAAAUGUUCUACAACUUCUCAUCGGGAUUAUUAUUUGUUGUUAUUGUAUCAGAAAUAUUUUAUAAGUUGCUCCAUUAAAUAAUUAAAUUCCAUUUAUCCAACAAAAUUUAUAGCCAACCUUAUGUGAUUAUUCAUAAGGUUGAAUAAUAUGAAAUUGAAGUUAUUAUUUACAGAAGGAAAAAGAAAUUCACGUUUUUGAAUUUAAAUUAAAAAAAAAAUGGGAAUAAAACUAUGAAUUUCUAUAAUAUAGAAUUAAGUACAAAGCAUUGGAAUAAUAUACUUCAUUAUUGGAUAAAUGGAUUUAUAUCAUAGUUAAGAAGAGUUAAUUUUAAUGUUAAGUCAUUAAAAAUAUAAAUAAUUCAUUUUGUUUUAAAAUGGCAGCUAAAAUAUAUAUCAAUAAAAAAAUUAUUAAAAAAAGAUAUAUAU
This is a messenger RNA of Centruroides sculpturatus (bark scorpion), 1803 nucleotides long. RefSeq names its product tensin-2-like. Gene Ontology annotation, molecular function: protein binding. Lineage: Eukaryota; Metazoa; Arthropoda; Arachnida; Scorpiones; Buthidae. The transcript is spliced from 4 exons. The record is from RefSeq and is a predicted model, not a curated record. The annotation marks the transcript as partial.